Messenger RNA from Sparassis crispa, 3207 nucleotides. RefSeq lists its product as hypothetical. Gene Ontology annotation, biological process: DNA integration; DNA recombination. Gene Ontology annotation, molecular function: DNA binding. Bases 1 to 3207 code for a protein of 1068 amino acids. The transcript is spliced from 4 exons. Lineage: Eukaryota; Fungi; Basidiomycota; Agaricomycetes; Polyporales; Sparassidaceae. The record is from RefSeq and is a predicted model, not a curated record.
AUGACCGAGACGCCCGUCGCAACCCUCGCAACGUCUCCAUGGAGAAGCCUCCCUUUCGAGACAGCAAGGGAGCUGACUCUGGGUCCACUCCCCUCUGCCUCUGCUGCCGCCGGCCCGGACACAAGUUCUCUCAAUGCACGGAAACGUCGACAGCGCAAGGCAUCGAAACACUCUCGCGAUACCUCAACAACAAGCUUGUCCUGCGAUCCAAUUCCUCCCCCCUCUGCAUCACCUUCCAGCUCAACUCUCCCAAAUGUGUUUGCAAACAGCACCAUCCCGAGCAACAUAUCUGUUCAUUCUGCGGCUCCUCCGAGCAUGGAGCCUGCGCGAGAAAAUGCACAUAAUGAGGGCGACGUGACCCUCCUUCUUGGCGCGUGGCUACGUCUUCUUGAUGAUUUCGUGGAGUGGUAUCCCCCUCCAAAUAUCUCCACUCCCGAUGAGCUGCAUGUGUACCUGGAUGGCCUGCAAAUUGAGCCCUCUCCUUUCGAUCAAGAUCCUGACUUCUCACUUGUUCUCACUCCUUACUCCACGCCCGACUUCCAGCGCUAUCUUGACAACGCCGGCCUCCUUGCACGAUAUCCUGAACUCUGCUUCAAAAUCACACACAGCUUCCCACUUGGCGAUCUCGCACCAAUCCUUGAGUCUUUCACUCCCAACAACCUGCCGAGUGCAAACGAUCAUAUGGAGGUCAUUCGUGAAUACAUUUCGGAAGAACUCGCUCUCGGCCGCUUCACCGGUCCCUUCACGCGCGCGCAGCUCGAAACAAAGAUCGGACCCUUUCGAUCAUCUCCUCUCCAAGUCGCGACCAAAAUCUCCUCCGCACUGCUCGGCACACAAGCGGUGACAUUAGACAUCGCGGGCGCAUAUCAUAUGGUUCCGGUGAAGCCGGACCACAAACGAUUUCUCGUCGUAUUUUUUCUCAGUUUCUUCUACAUGGAUCAUAAUGUACCAUUUGGUCUCGCGUCGGCAUCAGGUCUCCAAGGCGAGAUCGCUGAUGCCACGGUGGAUGUCUGGGAGUCCCUCGCAGUAUCCCCCAUCGUCAAAUGGGUGGAUGACUUCACACUUUUUCGAUUUCCAUGUGAAAUUGGGCCCUUCGUGGAAGACGGCUUUCGCUACCGCUACGAUCUCACUUAUGCGAAAGAACUGAUCGCACCCUUAUGUAUUCCUUGGCACUCUACGAAAGACCAAGAAUUUGCAAACUCUUUCGAUUAUGUCGGAUUCCACUGGGACAUUGCGCAGCGCACCGUCUCCCUCUCCGAGCGCAAACGAUUAAAAUACUCUGCUCACCUACUCCUCUUUCUCCAGACAUACGAGAACUCUCAAGUACCGAAGAAGGAAGCAGAACGCAUCAUCGGGAAACUCUCCCACAUCACCUUUGUACACUCACGCGGUCGCUUAUACAUGAGCAAUCUAUACGCCUGGCUCCGCACCUUCCACACGGACUUCAUCCCAUGCUACAUGCGAUCCUCCAUCAUCUCAGAUCUCAAGUGGUGGUUAACUGAGCUCUCCAUCCCCUUUGCACCGCGCUCACUCACCCCUCACGGCCCCACUCGAGACUACGGUAUUUGGGUCGAUGCGUCCACCAGCAUGGGCAUAGGCAUCAUAUGGAAUGGCCACUGGGCUGCUUGGCGCGCUGUCGAUGGCUGGAAAGUACCCGGUCGGGACAUUGGUUGGCUCGAGGGCGUCGCAGCCGAAAUUGCCAUUCUCAUCGCAUAUGAACUAGGUAUUCGGGAUGCAGGCAUCCUGAUUCGGAGUGACAAUGAGGGCGUCAUUGGUGCCUUCGAGAAGGGUCGUUCCAACAAUGCGGAGACGAACCUCUGCAUUCGUCGUUCUGAAGAAGUCUUCCGUGUCACUGGCCUAUCAGCAUCUCUCAUAUAUCCCCCCUCUUCUCCCAUGAAUGAUUCCUCUCCCAUCGCCCACCUCCUGCAAGAUGUUGACAUCGACGCGGAGGCAGCUGCCUUUUUCUCACAGGUCAAUAGUGAUGUCCGGCAUGUUGCCACUCUCCCACCAUCCGGGGGACACGUACGCAUUCCCCGUCGUCCAUCCUCUCUGAACUGUAUCGCCCCCUCCUCGCAUCGCCCUCUCGUUCUCGCCAGUGAUCGGGUCCUACUCUGGACCACCCCUCAUUCACACUCCUUCCAACGAUCUCUCGAUAGCCUCCUCCCCUCCACUGCAGUGCUCAAACUCUUCCAAGUCAUGUUAUGCUCACUUGACGAAUCUACACACGGAGCGGGUCUCCUACGCUUCACUCAGUACUGUGACCAACAUCGCAUUCCAGAACUUCAGCGCAUGCCGGCCUCCGAAUCGCUCCUUUCCACAUUCGCAGCAUCUGCCGCCGGUGCGAUCUCAGACAACACCCUCUCCAACUGGCUUGCGGGUCUUCACUUCUGGCACACCAUCAACGGUGCGGUAUGGCACGGACAUGACAUGCUGCGUCACGUUCGACGUGGCAUCGCGAAAUUGGUUCCACCCGACUCGAAGCGGGCCAAGCAUCCUCCGGUCACCAUUGAAGCGAUGGUGAUCCUCAAAGAUGGCCUUGACCUCUCAAACGUGUUCGACGCGGCUGUCUGGGCCCUCGUGAGCAUCGCCUUCUGGUGCUGUUGUCGUUUAGGGGAAUUGGUCAUUCCGAGCACCAAUCUCUUUGAUCCACUCAAACAUGUCUCGCGCUCCGUGCUCCCCAUCGCAUUCGAUCGUCUGGCCAAUGGAGCUGAGUUCGCCACCUUUCACAUCCCGUGGACCAAGACGACGUUGCAGGAGGGCGCCGACAUCUCGAUCACAGCGCGCAUUCACUCUACAUGCCCACUCGUGGCGCUUCGCCAUCACCUCUCUUGCAACAUCGACAUCCCCACCUCCGCUCCCCUCUUCGCAUUCGAGACUGCGGCCGGUGGCUGGUCUCCCAUGACCAAGCACUGGUUCAUGCAGUGCUGCAAUACCAUCUGGGUUUCCGCCGGUUUUCCAGACAUGCCGGGCCAUGCCUUCCGUAUCGGGGGCGCCACGGAACUACUCCUGCAGGGUGUCAACCCGGACGUGGUCGCGACACAAGGCCGCUGGAAAUCACAGGCGUUCCUGGAGUAUUGGCGUCGCAUCGAAUCGAUCCUCCCUCUUUUCAUUUCCAAUGCAUCACACUCUUCUCGCGCACUACACAUUGGCUCCGCCAUGGACUCAUUCUCUCGUCGUCACCGUCUCGUUUCGUGUGCUCCUACCUAA